Messenger RNA from Toxotes jaculatrix (banded archerfish), 3667 nucleotides. It is a transcript of the gene ampd2b, whose product is annotated as adenosine monophosphate deaminase 2b. The transcript has 17 exons. Gene Ontology annotation, biological process: IMP salvage; AMP metabolic process. Gene Ontology annotation, cellular component: cytosol. Bases 93 to 2381 code for a protein of 762 amino acids. Gene Ontology annotation, molecular function: AMP deaminase activity. NCBI's taxonomy places the organism in Eukaryota, Metazoa, Chordata, Actinopteri, Toxotidae. The record is from RefSeq and is a predicted model, not a curated record.
AUCUCCGUGGUACCCGCCACCUCCUCACUUCCCAGCAUUCCUUGCCUGGGAUCCCUGUGGCCUUGAAACAAUCCAUUGACCUGCGUACAUCCAUGGACGGGAAAUACAAGGAGAUUGCCGAAGAGCUGUUCUCCCGCAGCCUGGCAGAGAGUGAGAUGCGCAGUGCACCCUAUGAAUUUCCUGAGGAUAGCCCCAUCGAACAGCUGGAGGAGAGACGUCAACGCCUUGAGCGGCAGAUCAGCCAAGAUGUCAAGUUUGAACCUGACAUCCUUCUGCGAGCCAAACAGGAGUUCAUGAAGACUGACAGUGCCACUGAUCUCGAAUAUAUGAAGGAGCAGAGCCAAGCUCCUGACCUGCAGGAGAGAGAGCUUGUCCCAGAGAGGGAGUACCAGAGAGUCACUAUUUCUGGAGAGGAAAAAUGUGGGGUUCCCUUCACAGAUCUGUUGGAUGCCGCCAAAUGUGUGGUGAAGGCUCUGUUCAUUAGACAGAAGUACAUGGGUCUGUCGCUGCAGAGCUUCUGCAGGACCACUUCUCGUUACCUGCAGGAGCUGAGUGAGAGACCCCUAGACCUGGAUAUUUAUGAGGAGGAGAUCCCAGAGACCACAGAGACAGCAGAUGCCACGGUGCACCCACCUGUUUCUGAAACGCACCCGUACGAGAACCAGGACCCUGCCAGCAUGCCCCCUGACAUGGGCUACGGCUGCAAGAUGGUGCAUGGUGUCAUGCAUGUGUACACAACAAGGAGCACUAUGGAAAAGAGCACAGAGCUGGACCUGCCAUAUCCAGACCUUCAGGAGUACAUCGCUGACAUGAAUGUCAUGAUGGCCCUCAUUAUCAACGGCCCAGUAAAGUCCUUCUGCUACCGUCGUCUACAGUAUCUCAGCUCCAAGUUCCAGAUGCACAUCCUGCUGAAUGAGAUGAAAGAGCUAGCAGCACAGAAGAAAGUCCCACAUCGAGACUUUUACAAUAUCCGUAAGGUUGACACACAUAUCCACGCCUCGUCCUGUAUGAACCAGAAGCAUCUUCUGCGUUUCAUUAAAAGGGCCAUGAAGAAGUAUCCUAAGGAGAUUGUUCACGUGGAAAGAGGCAAGGGUCAGACGCUCAUGGAGGUGUUUGAGAGCAUGAACCUGACGGCCUUUGACCUGAGUGUGGACACCCUGGACAUGCACGCAGACCGUAACACUUUCCAUCGAUUUGAUAAGUUCAAUGCCAAAUACAAUCCUAUCGGCGAGUCCAUCCUGAGAGAGAUCUUCAUCAAAACAGACAACCACAUCGAGGGGAAAUACUUUGGUCACAUCAUUAAGGAGGUGAUGGCUGACCUGGAGGAGAGCAAGUACCAGAACGUGGAGCUCAGGCUGUCGAUCUACGGGCGCUCCAGAGACGAGUGGGACAAACUGGCCAAGUGGGCCGUCAAACAUCAGGUCUACUCCAACAACGUGCGCUGGCUUGUGCAAGUGCCACGACUCUUUGACGUCUACCACACGAAGAAACAACUGUGCAACUUCCAAGAGAUGCUGGAGAAUAUCUUCAUGCCUCUGUUUGAGGUUACAGUCAACCCUGGCAGCCAUCCAGAGCUGCACCUCUUCCUUCAGCAUGUUGUGGGUUUUGACAGUGUGGAUGAUGAGUCGAAACCAGAGCAACAUAUCUUCAACCUGGACAGUCCACUGCCAGUCAACUGGACAGAGGAGGACAACCCACCCUAUUCCUACUACCUCUACUAUAUGUAUGCAAACAUGACUGUGCUGAAUCACCUGCGCAGGCAGCGGGGGUUUCACACGUUUGUCCUACGUCCUCAUUGCGGGGAGGCGGGGCCAAUCCAUCACCUGGUGUCUGGGUUCAUGUUGUCAGAGAACAUCUCUCACGGGCUGCUGCUCAGGAAGGCUCCUGUGCUGCAGUAUCUGUACUACUUGGCUCAGAUAGGCAUCGCCAUGUCCCCUCUCAGCAAUAACAGCCUAUUCCUCAGCUACCAUCGCAACCCUCUGCCAGAGUACCUGUCUAGAGGCCUCAUGGUCUCUCUGUCCACAGACGACCCUCUGCAGUUCCACUUCACCAAGGAGCCCUUGAUGGAGGAGUACAGCAUUGCUGCUCAGGUGUGGAAGCUGAGUUCUUGUGACAUGUGUGAGCUGGCCAGAAACAGUGUGCUGAUGAGCGGAUUCUCUCACAAGGUAAAGAGCUACUGGCUUGGUCCAAACUACAUCAAGGAGGGACAGGAGGGUAAUGACAUCAGACGCACCAACGUUCCCGACAUCCGCGUGGCGUACCGUUACGAGACCAUGUGUGAGGAGCUGAAUUUAAUCACACAGGCCAUUCGCACAGACGAGCUGGAGACCAUCGAGGAGGAGGGCAGUCUGUGCAUGGGAUCUGUGCAGGCAGACAAGUGAACAUGCAGCACAACACAAAACAAAAUUCUCACUACAUUCCCUGUUUUCACAUCAGGAACUUUGUAAAGAUUUGCAUAUCAACAUAUCACGCCUGUGAAAAGAGAAAAGCUUUGUUAUAAGACUGUGAGAGUUGCUACCAUGGCAAUAUGACAGAGGACCUACAAUCUUUGUACCCAAGGUGGUUACUUCUUUUUUCUUGAAGUCUUUCUUUUCUUUGUUUCAUUUCUUUGUUUAGUUUGUCAUGGUGAUUUCACAAUGUCUCUUGAUCUAUUUAUUUUUAAAAAUAUUAUAUUUUUAGUGGUUUGCAACCACAUUUUGUCAGAGGUUUUGAACAAAGCCUGCAUUUCCUUUAGUAAGCCUUGAAUGAUAUUGACAUUAUUCAGCCCAUUAAUAAAACUUAUACACUGGAUACAAACACUGACCGACUGAAGUAAGAAGACAAUUGGAAAGUUAAAAGGCUACAUCCAGGGCUGUGGCUAACACUGAGAACACUGAGGUCAUGUUUGUGCUACCUUUACAGGCAAAUCUGGGUUUUUUGUGACCUUAGGACAUUCUACAUUUGAAAACUUAAUAAUGGAUUGACAACCCAACCCAGAGGAAUUUCUUUGAAAGAACUUCAAACUUGCAAAUAUAAUUGAACAGCUGAGUAAAUAAAGUGUGAACAAUUCAAAUAAUGAAAUAACAUUUGUUGGGUGUGAUGCAUGUGAUGCGAAAACCUAGGCUUACAGACUAUCCCUAGUCAAGUUAAACUAGUGUUUCGGGUCAAAUCAGGAACACUACAUAAAUCUUUGUUUGGUACGGUUGACAUUUUCUACUGUAAUCAUUCACAGGACAAUACCUCAUGCUGUAUAACUGGCAGAAAGCUUCACAUCUUCUGUAUUUCCCUUACUGGAAAUGAUAUUAACAACAUAUUUUCCACUGCUGCUCCUUGUGAUAUUCUUGCUGGGUUUUUUUUUUUUUACAGUCUUUACAGUGAUUAAGUAGGAUUGCAUGAAGGCACGUCAAUACUUGUUUUCUGGUGUGCAGUAAUGCUAUUCCUUUGUAGCAUUCUAUUGUACUAACUCUUAUUUUGUGACAGUGUUUCUACAGACAGUCUGAACUUUACACACAAAUAUUUAAAAUACGUACAUUUCUGAGUCAUAGUCCAGUGAAUCAUGCAUGAUGAUCCGUUUCAGAGAACUGAAAGUGGACUAACUUGACAACCCUUUCUUAAACUCCACCCUUCAGUUUGGGUCCUGAUGUUUUAGUAGGGCUACUUGUUGCUAUUCAAAGCAUUACAUGCCCCC